CUCAGUUGUGCGCGUUUCACUCUGUUGCAUCGAAAAAUUCAUCACACUACAUUUCGAAUAUGAAACGGCCAUUUUUGUUAGUCUUAUUUGCUGUGCUGGCUACCUCUCCGUUACUGUACUCCCAUGUCAUAACUGAUUGUGGCGGAUCUUACGUUGCAUUCAGUGAACAAUCAAGGGGCAGUGCUGAUAUAACACAAGUCCCUGGAGGAUCAAUUCAAUUGUUCAUAACGGCCGUGUGCAUACAACCACUACCUGUGGGCGUGGUGCUCACUAAACUUAUCAGACGGGAGGCGGAUGAUGUCAUCGUUCCGUGUCUCGAUGGCUUUGCGGGAAGUUGCCAAGUUGAUCUGUGUGAUUUCAUGAUCCAUCAUCCAGAAUUGAUCUCGAUUCCAGUGGCCGGGUGCCCGAUUCCUCCGGCCAACUAUAUUUUUAAUAGUAACCUGAUUUUUAACGAACUUUGGCUGGCUGUUAAUGGAAACCUGCAGAACGCCACGUACAACAUGCGAUAUGAACUAAAAGUAGAGCAAGAAGUUGUCGGCUGUUUUACCGUACCAAUCAUCCUCACAACUGGUGGCAUUUAAAGACACUUGUGAUCGUAGAUGUUUUCAUUGAAACAUUGUACGCAAUUAAAUUGUAAUUACACUAUCUGUUUUCAUUCUUA
This is a messenger RNA of Daphnia carinata, 661 nucleotides long. RefSeq lists its product as uncharacterized. The record is from RefSeq and is a predicted model, not a curated record. Lineage: Eukaryota; Metazoa; Arthropoda; Branchiopoda; Diplostraca; Daphniidae. The coding region runs from base 60 to 581 and encodes 173 amino acids. The transcript has 4 exons.